Messenger RNA from Dentiscutata erythropus, 153 nucleotides. The record is from the annotation of a GenBank genome assembly. NCBI's taxonomy places the organism in Eukaryota, Fungi, Glomeromycota, Glomeromycetes, Diversisporales, Gigasporaceae.
AUGUCAACAAAUAGAAAGAUGGGAGAUUACUGUGUACAAUUUUCUGAAACAAACAAAUUAAAAUCAGUUGGCUUUAUAACUAAACUUUGUCAGGAUAUGUUGGAAGCCUCAGAAGUUCAACCACUAAUCCUAGAAAUUGAUUGCGUUUUGUAG